AUGACUGACAACAGAAAAUGCCAUUCACAUUCAUUUUCAUUUUAACAUCUAUAAGGAGCUUUGUUAAACCAGUCUCCCACUGCUCCCAGUAUACCCAAACGUUGGCAUAUAGAGCAGUUAAAGUCAACGCAGAAGCUUGUUGAAAGACUCUUUUUAUCUGAGGGUUCAGAUCAUGGGUCAAGUGUUGGUUUGGCGCCCUGUACUCAAAAUUAAAAGUGACCAAUCAGACACAAACUAUGCAGAUUAGUGCAGAAUAUGAUGGAACUACAUCAAAUAAAGACUGCUUGUAAGUGGUGGAACUCAGUGUAGGCUUAUUCAACUACAGAGGAAGAGCAAGAUGUGCAUUUGUCCUUCACACACUCAACUCCAAACACUUGUCAAAAUUCACACCACCUCUCAGCACUCAUCUACGUGUGCAACACAAGCACAAUCUUUGUCCCACUUUUUAAAGUUGUUGGGAUACAAUAAGUGGAAAAAUAUAUUUCUGUAUUUUCUAAUUCAUAUUUUUCCUAAACACUCAAUGAACACACUAACAGAUUUCAUUAUAUCUUCAUUCUUACACAAUAGCGUUUUUGUUUUUAAUUUAAUCUUCUGGCGGUGAAUUAACGAAGUUUAUGAACCGGGUUUUUUUAUGACAGGAAGUGGCCUGCUACGUGUAUUUCACAAGUUCACAACCGGAGCAAUGCGGUAAUAUCGUAACCCUACGAACUUUGCCUAAACUGUUAAUAAUUUAUAAGUGCAUUAGUGAGAAAACUGUCCAACUAUCCAAACAUGAAGGUCCUGAACAGAGACGAGCUGCAGAUCGCUGAAGGAGUUCUGCUCAAACACUUACCGAAGAGUUAUAAGGUGUACGGUUUCCUGUUCGGUAUCAACAGGAACAAACCGACUACACUGGAAGUUGUGGUCGAUACGUGGCCUGAUUUUAAAGUUAUCAUCUGCAGACCGGACCCCGAGAACAAGCGCGCCCUGAAUUUCAAGAAAAAGAUGGCAUACUACAGCAUGGAUGAACAGAGUUUGAGGGAAAUGCUGACAGACGAGAAUGCUGUUGAUUGGAGCACUUAUUUCAUGAUAGGAGGGCUUGAUGUUUCCCAUGCACCAAUGCUUAAACAAGUGUCUUCUGACAGAAGAGUGAACCACAAAGUCUAUACUUCGGUGCAUCUUCUGUAUUUGCCAGACACCAACCAUCUCCACAUGCCAGUGUAUGACAGUGAGCUUGAGUCGAGGAUUUCAUCUCUUAACAUUUCCCACGUUGACUUGGUGAAUAAAACCUGGAAGUUUGGAGGAGAUGAAAAGGGUUACAGGACCAUUGAAAACCUCAUCAGUAACUUCCCAUCAUGCUGCAUCACAGACGGCCAGGGUCAGCCCGUGUCCUGGAUACUCGUGUAUGAUUACUGUGCUCUGGGAAUCUUGUAUACGCUGCCAGAGCACAGAGGGAAAGGCCUAGCCAAAAUCCUGAUUAGCAUUUUAGCCAAGAAACUCCAUGCUGAGGGUUACCCAGUGUACUGCUACAUAGAAGAAGACAAUGUGCUGUCCUACAAACUCUUUAGAAACAUAGGCUUCAUUGAGGAUCCUUCUUACAGGGCUGCAUGGUUUGAGUUCAAUUUUUCAGAUUAGAUUCAAGAGCUUUUAAAUGUACGUCCAACAUUUUUAUAAGGUCGCGUUUUCUUCAUUUAUAAAAAUAGAAUUCAAAUGAAUGCAACCCAAAUAAAAAGUACAUUAUUAGCGUUUUUUUCUUUUUUUGUCUCUUAUUUAUAAAAAGUGUGAUCACUUCCGGUAAAAAUUAAAGAGUAAGUGAAGUAGACGUUGAUUGACAAAAAUAAUACAAACGUAGCAGUCCGAGACUGCGUACCACAGAUAAGGCUGAUAACUGCAUGCGUGUUCUGAGUGUCUGGAUCCAGUAGGAUCCACAUCUGGAUAUGAACGAGUAUGUGAUUUCUUGGAGAAGACACUGUUUCCUUGGGGCUUGCUUUUCGGUCAAGCUAACUUCUCCCAAUUUCAUUUUGAUAUAUUUGUCAAAAUAUGGUGUGAAAUGUCCAGUUUCCCCCUAUUUCAGAAUAGUAAAGAACCUUUCCACAACUUCCUGGAUCAACUCUAAAAGUAAUCUUCUCUAAGCAGGCUCAGUCCCCACCAUUGAUAACUUUUUGCUAAGAAACAAUCAAAUCAAUCACAUUACCUGCACAACAGAGAUAAUGAUGUAAACUUUUAUUAUAUUAAAGCAUUUAAAUGAGAAGUAGAAAUAAAACCGAGCUGCACUGAUUUGUACUCAGUAGCUUCAUAUUGUUCAUUAAGCUGCUUUCUUUAAGGGGGUCACCACACCGGAUCAUUAACCUCAAUCCGAGCUUUGGCCACUUUGUUGUGGAAUUAUCCUGAUCUGCAUAAAGACUUUCUUCCUGGGUUCCUGACACAACCCUUUGCAUUUAUCUGGCUAAAUCAGCUCUGAAUAAUAGAAAACAACUAACGUUAUAAUUAAGUACAAACAUUUCAAAAUGAAGCUAAUAUGCUUGUAAAAAUGGGGACAGUUUAGUACUUCAUUAAAAACUGAGGGGACCAAAUAAAGCUAGCUGGUCUGUGUAACCUAGACAUGAGGUAGGCAAGACUUGAGGAACCAAUUAAUGUUCAUAUCUGAGUAAAUAUGAGACAGUUAUGUCAUCUGCUGGUGAGGACAGCUGAGUGGGGUUAAUUAUGUUAUAAGAGGAGUAAUGAGGUGGAAGAAACUUAUUUUAUUUGGCAGCUUUAUAAGCCAAAGCAGGGCCACCAAAUUCAAUAAGGUGACCCAAUAAAAUGAUUCCCCAGGCAAUGAGUGCUUACAAUCAAACAUCACAGGAGCCAAAAGAUUUAACAAAAAGAACAAUGAAAGUCGCUCUUGGUGUUUGCUGGCUUGUAUAACAAUGAUUAGCAAAAGUGUAUCCCUCACAACUUCUCCUUUUCUUCUGCUGUGCAAUAAAGAAGUGGUCUAUUGUCGGAUGUCUUACGUGAGGCGCAUGGUUCUCCAAAGUAAAAGACAUUUAAUUGAUA
This is a messenger RNA of Oreochromis niloticus (Nile tilapia), 3015 nucleotides long. Its product is annotated as glycine N-acyltransferase-like protein 3. Gene Ontology annotation, molecular function: cysteine-type endopeptidase inhibitor activity; glycine N-acyltransferase activity. The transcript has 6 exons. The record is from RefSeq and is a predicted model, not a curated record. Bases 772 to 1614 code for a protein of 280 amino acids. NCBI's taxonomy places the organism in Eukaryota, Metazoa, Chordata, Actinopteri, Cichliformes, Cichlidae. Gene Ontology annotation, cellular component: vesicle; mitochondrion; cytoplasm.